Meleagris gallopavo (turkey) is the source of this 1177-nucleotide messenger RNA. The record is from RefSeq and is a predicted model, not a curated record. NCBI's taxonomy places the organism in Eukaryota, Metazoa, Chordata, Aves, Galliformes, Phasianidae.
UUGCUUGUGUAAAUGCAAAAAAACCCAAAAGCGUUCCUACUUUCUGCUGUUGUUUUCAGGUGGCAUUGAUUCUUCGCAGCCCGUGCACUCUGUGAGCCAGGGCGUUCAGCUUAGCAAGCCUGGGCUUGGGGCACCUGCUUCCUCUGCUCUGAUCUCCUCCGUGAGGACGCCAGCUCCAGGCCUUUCUUCACAGCCACGGUCCUCACCUUCCAUUACGCAGUCACCGGACUCAGCCCUUCAGGAAGGCAUGCAGUAUGGUGGAUAUGUUAAUAAUCAAGCUAGCUCUGCACCAACUCCCUUGUCAUCAAGUUCAGAUGAUGAGGAAGAGGAUGAGGAGGAUGAGGAAGCAGCACUUGAUAGUUCUUCUACUACUAGCAGUGCGUCUCCUGUUCUGAACAAUUACGAUGCCCUGGAAGGAGGUGGCUAUCCAGAGACACGCUCUGUGACCAGCAGCCCAGAUCCUACUCCACCAGCCCCUCAAACAUCAAAAACUUCUAAGCCCUUUGGUUAUGGAUAUCCAACGCUGCAGCCUGCCUACCAAAAUACAGCACCACCUACUCCUGUGCAGCCCACUAAUCCAAGCCACCAUCCUGGGUUCCAGCAUUAUCCGCAGCAAUAUCCAGGUGUGAACCAGCUGUCCUCUUCCUUAGGAGGGUUAAGUCUGCAGCAUUCUCAGCAGCCAGAAGGCUUGAGACCUGUAAACCUUACACAGGAUAGAAAUAUUUUACCUGUAUCUUCAGUUCCGGCUCCAGUGCCAAACUUGAAUUCUGAUCUUAGGAAAUUAAACUGCAGUCCGGAUUCAUUUCGAUGUACAUUGACAAAUAUUCCACAGACGCAGGCUUUGUUAAAUAAAGCUAAACUUCCUUUGGGUUUGCUGCUACAUCCCUUCAGAGACUUAACGCAAUUACCAGUGAUAACAUCAAGCACAAUAGUGAGAUGCAGGUCCUGCAGGACAUACAUCAACCCUUUUGUUUCUUUCAUUGAUCAAAGGAGGUGGAAAUGCAAUUUAUGCUAUAGAGUUAAUGACGUCCCUGAAGAAUUUAUGUAUAAUCCUCUGACACGAUCUUAUGGAGAGCCACACAAACGGCCAGAGGUCCAAAAUUCUACAGUGGAGUUCAUUGCUUCCUCUGACUAUAUGGUAAUAAAUAAAUUGUUGUGGUGAGCUUCCACAAAAUUG